Molecule: messenger RNA, 1484 nt
Organism: Ceutorhynchus assimilis (cabbage seed weevil)
Lineage: Eukaryota; Metazoa; Arthropoda; Insecta; Coleoptera; Curculionidae
Source: the annotation of a GenBank genome assembly
CAGCAUUGUCAGGGCCGAGAUUCUAAAAUCACGAUUCGACACACGACUCGACAACGAUACCGGCCUUGUCGUGUCGAAAGGUAUAAUUCCAAUGAGAUUUCUAACCUAGAAUCGUCGGAAAAAUCGUCUCGUUGUCGAAUCGUAUGUCGAAUCGUGAUUUUAGAAUCCCCGACCUGCUAACUUCACGCUUAUUUAUAAUUAGUCAAAAAUCCAAACAUCUUGAAUUUGUUUUUAAUAAGAGAAAUUAAUUAUUUUUAUUAAAAACCAAGUGAAAACCUGUUAAAUAUUCCUAAAAAAAUCACAUUCACAGUGAAUACACACAAAAUUAGUUCACACAUAAAAAUCCAAAUAAAACAUUUCCAGUGAUCUUGUUGACCCCCUUAUUAGUUCCCAAUUUUCUACUUCAGUCUUUUUCAACGUUAUUCAAUAAAGUGAAACCAUGGCGCAUUAUAAAGGAGCCGCAAGCGAAGCUGGACGAGCUAUGCAGCUAAUGAAAAAACGGGAAAAAGAAAUGCAAGACCUGGAAAUACGGAAAAAGAAAAUUGAAGAAGAUCUGAGAAUUAACAAUAUUGAAAACAAGUUUGCUACACAUUACGAUGCUGUUGAACAACAACUCAAGAGUUCCACUAUUGGUCUGGUUACUCUUGAUGAAAUGAAAGCGAAACAGGAAAAUAUAGUCAAAGAAAGAGAGAAGAAACUAGCCCAAAAGCAAGCGGAAAAGGAAAGGGAAAAGCAGAGACAAUUAGAAGCAAAACUGGCUGAGAAAAAUAAACAAAAAAAGCAAAUUCAAGCCUUGUCUUUCACAUUGGAUGAUGGUGAAAAUGACGAAGAAGAUGAAGAAAGUUUCACAUCAUUCAAAAGAUCAAACGAAGAAUUUGAUGCAGCAAAUUUAAAAAAAAUUAAAAAAGAUCCUAUGGCUAAUACAAGUUUUUUACCAGAUAGAGAAAGAGAAGAGGAAGAAAAUAAAUUGAGAGAGGAACUGAGACAACAAUGGGCAGAACAACAACAAAAAUUAAAAGAAGAAGAAAUUGAGAUUACUUUUAGCUAUUGGGAUGGAUCAGGGCAUAGAAGAACAUGUAGAGUUAAAAAAGGAAAUUCAAUUUAUCAAUUUUUACAAAAAGUUUUAGAAUUGCUAAGAAAAGAAUUCUCCGAGUUAAAAACUGUUAUGGCCGAUCAACUUAUGUAUGUUAAAGAAGAUUUAAUCUUGCCUCAUCAUUAUACAUUUUAUGAUUUCAUUGUUACCAAGGCCAGGGGUAAAAGUGGGCCCUUAUUUCAAUUUGAUGUUCACGAUGACAUCAGAUUAGUAAGCGAUGCCUCAAUAGAAAAAGAAGACAGCCAUGCAGGGAAAGUACUAAUGAGAAGCUGGUAUGAGAGGAACAAGCAUAUUUUUCCAGCUAGCCGUUGGGAACCGUAUGAUCCUACAAAAGUUUAUGACAAAUAUACUGUGUCUGACAAAAAUAAGAAACAAUAAUGAGAAAUAAAUU